This is a messenger RNA of Ostertagia ostertagi, 258 nucleotides long. The record is from the annotation of a GenBank genome assembly. NCBI's taxonomy places the organism in Eukaryota, Metazoa, Nematoda, Chromadorea, Rhabditida, Trichostrongylidae.
AUGUAUGCUUAUCGCAUCACCGAGAUCCGAAAUGGACGUGAAAUACGAUUGCACGAUUGUUUCGACGAUGGAGAAACUGGAGCGAGCUCUAAAAUGCUAGAACUAUUGGACAAAAUGAAUGCUACUAAUGUUCUGGUUGUUGUGUCGCGCUGGUAUGGAGGAAUUCAUCUUGGCCCAGAUCGUUUUCGUCAUAUUAACAAUCUCACACGUGAAAUAGUAACAAUGCACGGUCUUAACUCACGGUCAUCAAACGCGUAG